AACGCCUGCCAGGGAAAAGUUGAACAAUUUUCCACAGCAAGACGAGACAUUUGCCAAGGGAAAAACCAGCUGUCAGCAUUUGUAGAGUAGUGUUCGGUUGGAGUGCAAGUGUUAGUUUUUUUUAGUUCCUUCUAGAAGUGCAUUUCAUUUCUUCCGGUGCGCGUGGCACUGCCUCUUCCGGCGUAAAGUUACUACGCAAUACGCAAACAAAGUUUUUUGCUUGUUUUCUUCUCGAGUUGUUUGUGUUUUUCUUAUGUUCUGUUGCUGAAAAAGGUAAACAAAAUUCCAGCAGAGCUCGAACGAGAGACAUAUUCCAGCUACUAUGAGAAGUCGUUGAAGUGCGCGAAACUGUGAAGCCGUCAGUGUGGUAACGCAGUCCUGCAACCAACACUAGAUACACUAGCAAACGCUUGUGCAACAACAACUGCAACCUCUGAAGAACCUCAAAAUGGCCAAGUACAGUGUGGUGUUUGUGCGCCACGGCGAAAGUGAAUGGAACAAGAUGAAUCUCUUCUGCGGCUGGCACGACGUUGGGCUGAGCGAGGAAGGAGAAUGGGACGCGCUGGAGAUAUCGGCCGCCUCGCUGAAGCGCGAAAACAUCACCUUCGAUGUGGCCUUCACGUCGUGCCUCCGGCGGGCCAACCAAACGCUGGACGUGAUCCGGCGCGAGCUGAAUCUCGGCCACAUCCCGGUGCACCAGCUGUGGCGGCUGAACGAGCGCCACUACGGCGCCCUGACCGGGUUCAACAAGCGCCAGAUGGCGGACAUUUACGGCGAAACGCAGGUGCAGGUGUGGCGCCGCAGCUUCAACGUUCCGCCACCGGCGAUCGAGCCGAACAACCCGUACUACGGUGCCAUCCGGAACAACCCCAAGUUUCGACACAUUGCCGAGAAGGACUUCCCGCUCACGGAAACGCUCGAGACUACGAUGCAGCGGGUCGUGCCCGAGUGGACCGAUACGAUCAUUCCGGAGGUGCGCGCCGGCAAGAAGGUGCUGGUGGUGGCCCAUGGAACGAGCCUUCGGGGACUGGUCAAGCAUAUUCAAGAUAUUUCAGAUGCCGACAUUAUGAAGUUCAAUCUGCCCAACAGUAUUCCGUUCAUCUUCGACUUUGACGAGAACAUGAAGAUGGUCGGCGGCAUCCGGUUUCUCGCGAACGAGGACACCGUCAUCAAGGCGAUGGAGAAGGUCGCCUCGAUUGGCAAGUAGACGCUGGUAAAAUCAAAACUGAGUAGGAACUCUACCUCAUUUUACACGGGCGUAGGAAAGCGAUGAUGGAGUGAUUGUUUUAGCUUCUGUUUUGAUAGGUUAGGAACGAUGCACGAUGGUUGAUUCGGAGGACGGUAGUUCCAGUUUAAUUCUGGAGAUUUUUUGGAUAGGUCCAAUAAACCAAAUUUUCAGUUUUUUGCUUUUUGGGUGUUUGACUCAAGGCGGUUUCAAAAACACCCAAAAAUCAAAAACUGGAAAUUUGGUUUAAUGGACCUUUUUUUUUAAAAAAACUACAGAAUUCUUUCAUACAAUACUUUACCUUACGUCAAGCAUGCUUUUUGUUCGUGAUGAAUCUGUCGAAAUGGAUUGCGAGUUGAGGAUAAGAUUCUGAGUAACCGCCAGCCCGAGAUAAUAUGAAAGAGGUUAUGUUUAUUCUAGCCGGUGCAUCGUACUUGUUUUUAUCCUAUGUUUGUUGAAAUUUUUAUCUCAGAUUAUCGCUUAUACUGAUAUACAAAAGCUGGCAGAAAACUAGGCACCAGUUAGUUGUGUAAGUUAUCUUUGUUUAUUGAUAGAUAUAAGUAAGGCUAUUAUGAGUAAUAUUUAUUCUAACCCUCUUUGGCUAGAGCAGACUGAGCAAGGUAAAUAAAAUAAAUUAGGAAUUUGCAUCUGCCCAAGGUAA
This is a messenger RNA of Culex pipiens pallens (northern house mosquito), 1886 nucleotides long. Its product is annotated as 2,3-bisphosphoglycerate-dependent phosphoglycerate mutase. The record is from RefSeq and is a predicted model, not a curated record. The transcript has 4 exons. The coding region runs from base 449 to 1207 and encodes 252 amino acids. Lineage: Eukaryota; Metazoa; Arthropoda; Insecta; Diptera; Culicidae. Gene Ontology annotation, molecular function: intramolecular phosphotransferase activity. Gene Ontology annotation, biological process: glycolytic process.